Penicillium expansum is the source of this 711-nucleotide messenger RNA. RefSeq names its product acetolactate decarboxylase. Gene Ontology annotation, molecular function: acetolactate decarboxylase activity. The coding region runs from base 1 to 711 and encodes 236 amino acids. Gene Ontology annotation, biological process: acetoin biosynthetic process. The record is from RefSeq and is a predicted model, not a curated record. Lineage: Eukaryota; Fungi; Ascomycota; Eurotiomycetes; Eurotiales; Aspergillaceae. The transcript has a single exon.
AUGGCCGCGAACAACCUUUACCAGUAUUCUAUCCUUAGUGCUCUAAUGGAGGGAAUAUGCCAAACAGGAAUUGCCGUUAAAGACACUCUCACACAUGGCGACCACGGCCUCGGUACCGUGUCGAACCUUAAUGGGGAGAUAGUCAUCAUUGACGGCGAAGUUUACUACUUUCCUUCGUGCGGGCAAAUCCGAAAAGUUGAAAUUUCAGACACCCUACCUUUCAUCAUGGUCACUCGAUUCAAACCGACCAUCGAGAAGCUCUUGUCUUCCCUCGACAUGGACUCGCUUCCGGGGGCGCUAGAGCCUCUGCUUCCUUCCCGGCAGAAUUGCUUUUUGUCAAUUCGUGUCGACGGGCUGUUCAACUAUAUCAAGUUCCGUAUCAUAGCGGGACAGUCUAAGCUUCGGGAAUCUCUACUUGAGCUAGUCAAGCGGCAGCAAAUCGUGAGCUCCAGCAAUGUUGAGGGUACUCUUUUUGGAUUCUGGUCUCCGGCUUUUAGUGGAGGUUUUAGUGUUGCGGGCUUCCACUUGCAUUUUUUGUCGAAAGACAAAACCCAAGGCGGUCAUGUCAUUGGGUUUGACACAAGAGAAGUCAGACUACAAGCGGCCGCUAUUGAAGAAUAUACGGUUAAGCUGCCUCAGAACGAAGAGUUUAAUGAAAAGGUCAUUCAAGGUGCAAGGGAUGCGGAGCUUCAUGUGGCGGAAGGGGGUUAA